GGCGUUGCACACUUUGGUGUUCAAUUAAUUUAACGUGCUUCGCUUGUAACAGUGAACAGCGAACAGCAUUCCAGCAGCAGGACAUGCGAGUACACACACACAGCAAAUGGGCUUGGCUGGCUUCACUAUAUACGAGUCCAGAUAGGAAACGGGAGGAGGCGUGGCCAAAGGGGCGUGUGUGUGAACGAGCGUAUCGCAUAUUGAAAAUUAGAAAACAAACCCAAGGCAACAGCAGCAGCUCGUGUGCGGUCAUAAUUACCAGGACAGCGCAACUACAAAAUAUAAAACAAAACCAAAAACAAAAAAUAAAAUACAGCAAAAAAAAAGAGAGCGAAGCGAAGUGAAGCGCACUAAUGGAGCGAUGAGCAAAUGAAAAAUGAAAAACGCACGACAUGCGAUAUUUUUUUCAGCUUUUUUUGACACUUUUUGGGGCAGAGGCCCGGGACAUAAUUACACAAAGCUAAAAGGCAUGUAAAUAUAGUGCUCCUAUAACAGGAGGUCAAAGCCUGACCCUGAACACUGGAAGUUUCACAUCACCCAUACGCAGUGUGUGCACGUCGACUGCUACGGCAAAAUCAUCAACAUGUGAGCUAUGUGACAGCAACGAGAAGCAGUUGAAAGUGCCGCGUGUCCUGUCGCCUCGUGAACGUCAUUCACUUACACACUCAUACUUGUAUUCAUACUCAUACUCACACACACUCACUUUUUCCACGUACAUUCAUAUUCACAUUUAUUGCGUGGCUUCGCCAACGCCAACGUCAGCGUCGACUCGUUUAAUUCACAUUUUAUUUACGCUUUUGUUGCUGCUGCUGCCGUCUGCUGUCUGCUGGUCUCGUAAUUGUUGCUUCCUUGGCCAGGACAUGGAUAUACUCGCAUAGUACGUUCGCGUUGGCGCUGCACAGCGGACGUGUUUGCGCGGCUUCCAGCUCAACACGGUUUAGUUAAGUUCGCUUGGGGUCAGCUGAGUUACAAUUGUGUGAUGCAAACGAAUGGGGCGAAUGAAAAUGUGGAGCCAACUGCCGAGUCCGCGGACUCCAUGCGCAGCACACCAGCCGCAAUGCCACGUCGUCCCAAGCCGGGCAUAUUGCGGCUGGACAUUGGCAAGCCACGGCGUUCAUCAGGUGGUUCUGUGGACUUUCGAUGCGUGAGCUCCGUGCCUGGAUGUGGAGGUGGCUCUGGCGUAGCCAGCAGUGGAAGUGGUGGCGCCAACAGUGCCACAGGCGCCAACAGUGAGGUAAGUGAGCAUGAUUUACUGGACACCAGGGAGUGCUUACGAUUUGCUCCCCACACACACACGUGCAGAGCACUGAGCACUGAGCAGCAAGCGCAGCUGCCGCAAAAAACCAAACCAAAAACCAAUAGCCAUAAACAAGCAGCACCUGGUCGAAAACCCUAA
This is a messenger RNA of Drosophila nasuta, 1396 nucleotides long. RefSeq lists its product as uncharacterized. The record is from RefSeq and is a predicted model, not a curated record. Lineage: Eukaryota; Metazoa; Arthropoda; Insecta; Diptera; Drosophilidae. The transcript has a single exon. The coding region runs from base 980 to 1396 and encodes 138 amino acids.